AUGACUAGACUCAUCUGCCACCUCUGCCGCAAGACCAACUUCGGACCGUAUCCAACAGAAGACAAGGUCCUCGACCACCUCCGCUACGACCACGGCCUAGAAUGGAUCUGCACCUCCAAAGUUCCAGCCAUCCGCAAGCGCCAGGACGCAGCCUGGGAGGUGCUCUACGAACGCGUUGAAGAUGCGCUCGACCAGUUUCAGCAACGCCAAGCGCGCAACUGGGAGGCCUUCGCGGCCGACCCUUCCAAGCCCCUGAUCCCAACUCAGCAUGGCGAUCUCGUCAACCUCCACGAGAGACGUGAGGCGGUGACGUCUAUCGCAGAGGACGAUGUGGGUAUCGACCCGGACGGUGACCGUGGUCUUGACGACACCCGUGGGCUGGACGAAUUGAGGAGGAACCAGCAGUUCGAGCUGAAGACGGAGGGUUAUGCGACCAGUUUGCGCUACAGCCACAAUUGUGAGGCGGCGAAGAUGGACCGUGAGAGGGUGAAGGCGUUCUUGGCGGCGAAACCCGGGACUCCGUUCGGCCGGUUCAUGGAGGAUUAUGGAAGAGAUUUGCGCGCGCUCUCUUUGGAGGAUACCGCCGUCGACUAUGCGGCUGCUCGGGAUGCUGAUCUCCGGGCUAUGGGGGUUGAGCUGCGGAACUCGCCUGCGACUAAGGGGAAGAAGGACUCGGAAGCUGCGUCUAAGGGCGUUGCGGAAGGUCAAGAUGUGGUGAUGGGGGAGGAUGUAUCUGCAGAAGUUGACGCGAUCGUUGGUGGCAUCGAUGAGCUGUUGAACGCUUUCGGUCUCUCAAAAAUGCCCCAGCUCACCUGUCCAAUCCCAGGCUGUAAGGAAACGAGAGCCGAACAGAAAAGGAUCAACUCACACCUACGCUCUGAUCACGACUGCGCCAUUCCGAAUCACCAUGGCGGGAACAUGAACAAGCUCAGGAGGGAGCAGCAAGCGUUCUUCACCAAGUGGUUGCAGAAGCAUGGCUACGCAAGAGAUAUUUCGCUGUUCGAGACCAGGAAGUAUCUGGCGGGAAGCAAUCAGGAGAGCGGUGGGAGUGCAACCGAUGACGACGGCGACGACAGUGCGGAAAACGCGAUCGAUGAUCUGGGCGCUGAAGCCGAAACAGCCGCGUAUGGAAGGUCUGCUAGGCGUCGUUCGGUACGUCUUGAGGCCGCUGCACAGCCUGACAAGGUUGUGAGCAGUGUCUUGACCUUCGAAGAAUCGCAUGUGGUCGCUCGGGCACGUAUGAAGAAGGCGCUGGAAGACUGGCUGGUGCUCGAUGGACUCUUGGAGGAAAAACGGGUUCAGAAGGAGCAAGAGGAGGAAAGGCUGCUUCAGAGGUACAGGUGA
Saxophila tyrrhenica is the source of this 1344-nucleotide messenger RNA. RefSeq lists its product as uncharacterized. NCBI's taxonomy places the organism in Eukaryota, Fungi, Ascomycota, Dothideomycetes, Mycosphaerellales, Extremaceae. The transcript is spliced from 2 exons. The record is from RefSeq and is a predicted model, not a curated record. Bases 1 to 1344 code for a protein of 447 amino acids.